Molecule: messenger RNA, 339 nt
Organism: Knipowitschia caucasica
Lineage: Eukaryota; Metazoa; Chordata; Actinopteri; Gobiiformes; Gobiidae
Source: the annotation of a GenBank genome assembly
AUGUGGGGGGGGCAGUGUGAUUUUUGGGGUGGGGCGGGGAGUCUUGGAAUUUGUGUGGAUAUUAAGUUGGGUCCUCAUCAUUGCACGGGGGGGGGGGGGGGGGUUGGAUGUGUGAGUGGUGGGUUGUCUGCUGACGAGGCGUCUCUGGGGGUUGUGGCGGGGAUGUUUUGUGGGAGGGGUGGAAGGUCGGACAAAACAAUUUUUGUGGGCAUCCUUUCAUGUGGUGUGUUUGGCUCCAAGCUCUGUGUUUGGUAUUGGUGGGUGUGUGUGUUAAGUCGUCUCAUUGGCUGCGUGCCUGACGGGCACUUUGGGACAGCCAGGUAUACCUGGAAAAUUUGA